AUAAGUAUAAAUACUUGUUGAGCUCUCAUCUACGCCCCUUCCAGCAUGUAGAAACUUGUACACGACAGGUAAAGAAUCUCAGCAAGCGGGAGGACCAGUGCUACUACAUAAUGACCGAUCAGCCAGCCGGGAGAUUCGAAGUCGAUCCCGAGCUGAAGGGGAUAUGGAAGAAAUAUGGCGAACCCAAAUUCUUCUUUCCGAGAGUCGAAGAUAUGGCUGGAUCGCGUCGCCUGCAUGCCAUGGGAAACACGCGAUUCAUGAAGAGCGCAUUUGUCAAAGAGACCUUGGGCAACACCUCGCCACCUCCUUGGACAGAAGAAGACAGACCCAUUGUCGUCCGUGAUGGAAGUUCUAUUAAGGUCCGCAUCUACCGCCCCAGAGAGAACUCUACCGGCCGUCCAGUGAUGGUCGUCGCCCACAGCGGAGGCUGGUGUCUUGGAGGUCUCGAAACGGAAGAGUUUAUCUGCCAACUGUUGUGCCUGAGACUCAAUAUGGUCGUCGUCAACGUGGCUUACCGUUUAUCGCCCGACGUGUCGUAUCCCACGCACGUCUUUGACGUUUACGAUACCAUUAAGUGGGUUGCCGUCAAUGCUCAGAGCAUCGGCGGUGAGCUCUCUAAAGGCUUCCUCACCUGUGGUGUGUCCGCUGGUGGAAAUCUAACAAAUAUGUGUUCAAUCCUGGCAAGAGACGAAGGACUACGACCCAACCUCACAGGUCACGUCUACAUUUGUACCGGCUUCCCACACGAUUACCGGGAUCAGAAUGGCAAUAUAAGUCAACUGUUUCCGGAACAAUUUCAAUCGCCAUCCGGGAGCUGGGAAAUGUACAAAGACGGACCUGUGGCAAAUCGAGCGAUGAACGGAUUCUAUGCAGACUUGGCGAAAUGCGAUGCCUCCUCUCCACUAUUCUCCCCGUUUACUCAGAAAGACUUUUCAGGAUUGGGACCUGUCUACUUCCAGGUCGCAGGAAUGGACUUGUGGAAAGACACUUCACCUUUCUACUGCGACUUGAUCGAACAGGCUGGUGGUAGAACGAAGAUUGAUGUCUACCCUGGCGUGCCACAUCUGUGGUAUUCAAUCUAUCCCCAGCUGUCAAUCAACAAGAAAUGGGCUCGAGAUUUGGUCGACGGUGUCGAAUGGCUGCUCAAGCAGAAAUCAGAAGCUCAAAUCUCUUCGCGACUUUGAUAAAGA
Exophiala viscosa is the source of this 1190-nucleotide messenger RNA. Its product is annotated as Alpha/Beta hydrolase protein. Gene Ontology annotation, molecular function: hydrolase activity. The transcript is spliced from 3 exons. Lineage: Eukaryota; Fungi; Ascomycota; Eurotiomycetes; Chaetothyriales; Herpotrichiellaceae. The record is from RefSeq and is a predicted model, not a curated record. The coding region runs from base 111 to 1184 and encodes 357 amino acids.